AUGGGUCUAGUUGUUCAUUAUGUUAAUGCAAAUUGGGAGCAUAAGUCAGUUGUUAUUGGGCUAGAGGCACCUAGUGAGGCACAUACUGGCGAACAUUUGGAUGCCUUGUUUUUGAGGGUUCUUGAUAAUUACGAUAUCCGGUCGAAGCUUGCAUUCAUUAAAAAGAACAUUCUUCCAUGUCUCCCUCAUGUUAUGAAUUUAUGUGUUCAGCAGCUUUUCAAAACAGCUUUUGGAUCUACCGCCACAGCCAACACGAAAAUGCGUCAUGCCGCCGAGGAGAACGAAAGACAAGAAGAUAGUCAAUCUGGUAUUAGCGGGGAAUACGAACGCAUGGAGGUUGAUGAGGAUGGUGACGCUGAAAUGGAUGAAGACCCAAAUGACAGUGGGGUUAAUUAUGACAAGGAUCCCAUAUCCAAGAUGCGUCGUGGAAUUAUUACGAUCAGAAAAUCAGCGAAUCUGACUAGAUCGUAUAAGCACCAAUUCAUCACAAUUUACAAGGGGGAAUGGUAUCUGUGUCAUAGACAGGGACAGAAUUUCUAUAAUAAGGAAAUAGAAAAAGAAAACUCUGUGUUACCUCACAGAGUAUCUUCAAAUCCAAAUAUACCUGCUUAUCUUGUUUUGAAGUACGAUACACCAACACGUUGGAACAGCACAUUUGAGAUGAUCGAUCGGUGGUUGGAGGUAGAGAAGGCCUACAACUUGACAUGUCUGUCAAACUCUUCGAAACUUGGAAAAUAUGCUUUAAAUGACCAAGACGUUGCAUACUUAAAGAGUAGUAACGACAUUAGUCAUUCAAAUUUAUAUUAUAAUGCAAUGAUGGAACAUAUGGAGACAUUUUUAAGAAACCUGGACGACCCCAAUAAUCAACUCUAUCAAAAUAACACUAUAUUGCAAAUGAACAAGGACAAGCUUCCAUUUGGAAUAAAAAAUGCCUAUAAAAAACUUGAAGAAUACCACAGCAAAACAGAUGACAGUAACGUGUACUCGAUUGCUACUGCCAUGGAUCCAAGAUACAAAUACCAGUACUGGAGGGACAAUGACUGGCAAGAAGGCGGGUAUUUUGAACAGGCUGUGAAUAUGGUUAUCGAUGAGUGGACCGAAAACUACAAGUUCGAAACGUAA
Mucor mucedo is the source of this 1122-nucleotide messenger RNA. Its product is annotated as ribonuclease H-like domain-containing protein. The record is from RefSeq and is a predicted model, not a curated record. Lineage: Eukaryota; Fungi; Mucoromycota; Mucoromycetes; Mucorales; Mucoraceae. The transcript is spliced from 6 exons. The coding region runs from base 1 to 1122 and encodes 373 amino acids.